AUGGCAAUCAAAUUCACUCUUCACUGCCCUUCGACCGAAAAGACUAAGAAGGAUUUCAUGAUCCGGAAUCCCGACAAGCACUUCAAUCUCCUCUACGAUAUUCGUUCGAUAUUCAGAACCAACUACGCUGCGGUCUACGACAUCCGCGCCAAACCAAUCGAUAACCUUCGCGAUUGCGUAUCGGGACAGGUUGUACAAGUUGCUAUCAGUCGAGACGAGACCAUGAAAUAUUACAAGCCAUGGAACUGCAUCAUGUACAACGGCGAGGACAGCGCAAACGUAGACUGGAUGACUGAUGGCGUUGGACUGGCAUGGGAGGACCUUAACGAUCAACAAAGGUGCGCCCACAUCACGUGUGUUUCCAGUGCUGGCGCAAACACCGGUGGCUUCGUUCAAACCAACAUCAUCCGCAUCACGCGCCCAUACGCCACCGUCAAAAAGGAGGUACAGGAAAUCCUCGUCAGUGAUCCCGAACAGAUGUGCACCCAACCCGAUGUCGGUAUGGCAAUCUUCUACAAUUGGAACUGGAAGUGGGAGGUUUUCCUGCCAGCUUCCAUGAUGCCCGACGACCCCAAAGACGUGUCUCCCAAAGUCCUCAGUCUCCUCACCGUCCUUUCUUCUUUUACCCAUGGUUCAGCACGUAAGGUGCGCGCCUACGUCAUUGAGGCCGUCAAGGCGCGUCUGGCUGAACUGGGAGACGGAGAGACUAAAGAUCCAUUGCUGCAGGAGGAAGAUAUUGUUCAUGUCAUUAGUACGCUCUACGAGAAGGCGGGAAGUCCAAAAGCCAAAGACUACCUAGCUGAAGAAAACAAGGUGAAAGAGAGGGAACGGAAAGAGACCUGGAGCAUGAGCCGAAGACCAGAAGGCACGAGAAAGGAGAAGGCGUGA
Molecule: messenger RNA, 888 nt
Organism: Alternaria postmessia
Lineage: Eukaryota; Fungi; Ascomycota; Dothideomycetes; Pleosporales; Pleosporaceae
Exons: 2
Coding region: 1-888 (295 amino acids)
Source: RefSeq, a predicted model, not a curated record